AUGGUAGGAAAUGAUAAUAAAAAAUCAAGAAAAGAAUUUAAUAAUAUUGCUUCAAUGAAUAGUCCAAAUUUUAAUAAUAAUAAUACUAAUGAAGUAAUAAAAGAAAAUAAUAAUAAUAAUAAUAAUAAUAAUAAUAAUAAUAAUAAUAAUAAUAAUAAUAAUAAUAAUAAUAAUAAUAAUAAUAAUAAUAAUAAUAAUAAUAAUAAUAAUAAUAAUAAUAAUAAUAAUAAUAAUAAUAAUGUUAAUGAAAAUUUGGAAAAUAAUCAAAAUAUAAUUGAAGAAUAUGAUUUAAAUAUAUUAAAAUUUUCACAAAGUGAAAUUUCAGAAUUUGAAAUUAAAGAGAAUGUAAAAAAUAUUAAUAAAUUUAUUAAAAAAUAUAAUCGUUCAGCAAAAUUAUCAAAGGUUGAAAACGAAAGAUUAAAAAAAAUAAAUGAAAUUAUAUAUUUAACCCCACCUCCUACCCCACAACCAGCAGUAUCUCCUACCAAUUCCACUAAUUCAUUAGAAUCUUUAGAUUUAUUUAAUAAUAAUAAUAAAAAAGAAAUAAAUAAUUUUAUAAUAAUAAAUAAAGAUGAUUAUAAUUUAUUAUUGUCAUUAUAUAAUAUAAUUUCAACAAGAGUACCAAGAACUCAUAAAAAAAAGAAAUCAUUAAAUAGUUAUUAUUUAGAUUCACAAGGUAAAAUUAAAUUAUUUUUUUAUGGAUAUGAAUUUAUUGAAUGGAUAAUUCAUUCUAAAAAAAAUAAAAUUACAAGAAAUAAAGCAAUUAGAAUAGCACAAGCUUUGGUAAUGUUAUUUAUAAUAUCAAGAGUGAAAUUACUAGAUACCGAUAGUACUAAAAUAAUAUCACAUAAGAAAUUAUUAUUCAAAGAUGAUAGAACUUGUUAUACUCUAAUUAAUUAUAAAAAUAUUGAAAAUUAUUAUCAAUAUAAUAAAUACUUAAAUGAAAUGUUUCACAAAUGUAAAAUUAAAGUUAACCAUCCUUUUGAAUUAGUUCAUAUAAUUUUUUCAAUACCAUUUUGUUCAUCAUCAUCAUCAUCAUCAUCAUCAUCAUCAUCAUCAUCAACUAAUAAUAAUCAUAAUAAUAAUAAUUUUCAUAGUCAUGAUGAUUGUUGUCAAGUGAAGGAUGGGAAUUGUAAUUGUCAAAAAUGUAAAGAUUUACUUUGUCAAAAUAAGAAUGAAAUUGAUAUUGAAACUGCAAAAAAAAUAAUUCAAAAUACUUUUUUACCAACAAUUCCAAUACAAUUAAACAUCAGUAUGGCCAGUGGUGAUAGUAGUAGUAGUAUUAGUAGUAGUGGUAGUUCACCAAAUUUAGAAAUUCCAAGAAAUAAUGGUGAUAAUGUUGAAAACUUUUUAGAUGAUGAUGAUGAUGAUGAUGAUGAUAGUGAUGAUAAAAUUAUAAAAUUUAUUAAUGUUAAAGAUUCAGUUAGAACAUUUCCAAUAUAUAAUAAAGAUUAUUCGAAUCAAAUAUUUAGAAAAACAAUUGAUAUUUCAAAUUUAAAAAAUAAUGAUGAUAAUAAUAAUAAUAAUAAUAAUAAUAAUAAUAAUAAUAAUAAUAAUAAUAAUAAUAAUAAUAAUAAUAAUAAUAAUAAUAAUAAUAAUAAUAAUAAUAAUAAUAAUAAAGUGGUUUUUAAGAAAAUGGAGAAUGAGACUAUUGAAAAUUUAGAUAAAAAUAAAACAAUUAUAAAGGAACAUUUUAGUGAUGAUGAAGAAUUUGAUGUAUCGAUUUACUCUUGGUCAAGGUAUGUACCAGUGUUGAUAUUUCUAGUGGUUUUAUCAACUAGUGCAUUAGCAUUACAACAUAGGUAUUUAUCGGAUAUAUUCAAUUAUCCAAGUUUAAUUUAUAAAAUCAUUGCAGGCAUUGCAGCAUUUCUAUGGAUUGUCGCCUUUAUAUUGGUGAUAACCAGUUCAUUAUUAAAUUUACAAUAUACAAUAUCAAAUUUGAAAUGGGGUUUAAAUGUGACAAUAUACGGUAGUGUUGCAAUGUCUUUAUUGCAAAUUGCAGACCUGUCAAUAGCAUUGAGUAAAACAUUUGCCAAAGUUUUAUAUUGGACUGGUGUUGGUAUACAUGUGUUCUCAAUUUGCAUGCUUUACUAUCAAGUAUAUGUAAGAAUAAAAAAUAAAAGACCGAUUUCUUUAUCACCAACUUAUAUUUUCUCGGGGGCUGCCUUAAUUGUAAUGGCAUUCACAGGCGCCCAUUUGGGGUAUACUGCAUUCUCAUGGACGGUGUUUGGAAUUGGUAGUGUGUCUUGUUUUGUCAUUAAAAUCAUCAUUUUGUUUCAAUACACUAUUCAAGGGUUUAAAGGCAAGUUUCAACCAUUCGAUCAAUUACCAUCACAAAAUAUUUUCAUUGGUUCUGAAUCACUCUGUUUCACUUCAUUCAUCGCACUUCAUGAUGGGUUAUCAAAAUUUGGUAGAUAUAUCUAUUUAUCAGUAUUUAUCAAUUACUUCAUUGUUGUUAUACUUUGGAUUGUUAUCAUCAUUCAUUCAGAUCCAAAAGAUCCAAUUAAAUUCUCACUUGGUUUCUUUGGUUUUGGGUUCCCAAUUUUAUCAAUGGCAACAGCUUCACUCUAUUAUUACAACUAUACAAAAUAUACUGCUACAAAGAUUAUGGCAUUUUUCUUAAUUUCAACUAGUAAUUUCACUUUUCUAAUCUUAUUAGGUCUUACCAUUUAUUAUGGUUUAAAUAAAAAUUUAUUCAUAAUUUCAAGAUAUUCAAAAUCAACUAAUCUAUCUCCAAAAUUUGUAUCUUCUUCAAAGAAGGUUUUCACUUCAAAAUCUUUAAAAUAA
Messenger RNA from Dictyostelium discoideum AX4, 2787 nucleotides. RefSeq lists its product as hypothetical. The record is from RefSeq and is a predicted model, not a curated record. Lineage: Eukaryota; Evosea; Eumycetozoa; Dictyosteliales; Dictyosteliaceae. The transcript has a single exon. Gene Ontology annotation, cellular component: membrane. The coding region runs from base 1 to 2787 and encodes 928 amino acids. Gene Ontology annotation, biological process: intracellular signal transduction; monoatomic cation transmembrane transport; transmembrane transport.